AUGGGUGGAUCAAGAGAUAGAUCAUCAGGUAGAAAAGAUAAAUAAAAAAAGAGAAGAAAAUCUCGUAGUUACUCUAGCUCAAAGAGUUAUGAAGAGCAAUAGAAUCAAUUUCAAAAGAACCCAAAGAAAAAGAUUUAGCAAAACAAUCUUAACAACAAUAACAAUGGGAAUAAUAUGGGAGGAUCAAAUAAUAUGAACAACAAUUAUAUGAACAACCAAUAAAAUAAUAGUAUGAAUAAUGGCAACAACUAUGAUGACGGAAAUGGAGGAAAUUAAAACAAUUAAAAUCAAUCUAUGAAUUAAUAGGGACACUAAUAAGGUUUAAGAUAAACAGGAAUGAAUAAUUUUGGCAAUUAGAGGAUGAUGAAUAAUGGAAUGAUGAUGGGCAAUUUGAUGAAUUAGUUUAUAAAGCCAUAACCUCCAACACAUUUAAAUUUUAUGAUGCCUAUGAUGGGUGGCAUUAACAUGUAGUAAAUGGGACAUUUUAAAAUGCCAACUAUGAUGAAUAGAUUCCCAAUAGCAUAGCCAAUGAGAUAAUUCCCUCCUUUCAUAUAGAAAUAGAAUUUGAUAAAUAAUAACAAUAACAUGGGCUAAUAAAUGGAUUAAGAUGAUUCCAAUAAAAAGAUGAACAAAUUUAAUGAAAAAAAUCAAAUAAAGCAAAAAUAAAUAGACACCGAACCUUUUGUUACUUUUAAAAAUAUAAAUUUAAUAAGCGGGAUUGUAGAAAUUAUACAAAAUACAUGCUUUUCUAUGGAAAAAUCGAAUAAUGAAUUGGCAUUUUAUGUCUGCAAAAAGGCAUUUUUAGAAAUUCUAAAAAAGCUGAAAGAAUAAAACUAAAAUCGCUAUCACGAUAGUACAGAAGAUCUUUUAAAGUACUUAGAAAAGUAAUUCUUAGAAGAGCAAAAGUAAGCCAUCAAAGAGUUCAACCAACAAAAGAACCUGAAGGAAAAGAACUAUCUUUUCAACAAUACCAAAUUCAACAGUGGGAUAGAUAACUUAGAUUAUCAAAUCCUCAAAUUAGUUCAUAAAUCAAAAAAAUUGAAAGAUGUUUUUGACGUAAUCUAAACAGAAUCUGCUAACAAAGUAGAUCUUUCCUACCAAAACGAAUCUCUAGCAAGGAAAUUGUUGAUAUACACAUCCAACCAAUACAAUGAGCAGUCUCAUAAGUUAUAUUAAGAAAGUAUAAAGUUAUUCAAUUAAAAUGUUUCAUACUGA
Messenger RNA from Tetrahymena thermophila SB210, 1215 nucleotides. RefSeq lists its product as hypothetical. The transcript has 2 exons. Lineage: Eukaryota; Ciliophora; Oligohymenophorea; Hymenostomatida; Tetrahymenidae. The record is from RefSeq and is a predicted model, not a curated record.